AUGUCCAUGCGAGUGUUGAUCCACGACUAUCCUCAUCGGACUGUGGCCUUGACGACGGAUGAACAUGUCCUGAUCUUCCGACACUCCCACACACCAGCAGAGAAUGGACGAAUCUCGAGUUCGACAAGCUUACCCCUGUCUCUCAAUUCGGCUCGGUCGAACGCAACGCCUCGUUGCAUGGUGGAAUUUGCAGAGAAGUCGUCUAUUGAUUUGAGCCACUUCUAUCAACUCACAACCGCCAAGGGUACCUUGGGUCUAAUUACCCUUAACAACGAUGUUUUUUUGUGUGUCAUUACGGGUUCCGAGGAGGUGGCCUCUGUAAGACGUGGCGAAACUGUACAGAAGAUCUACGCCGUCGAAUUUUACUGCCUCAACCGAGCCGAUUAUGAUCACGGACAUGGACCUUACCCGAACCCGUAUCCUGACCAAUACUUUCAGUCCGAUGAUGCUGAUUAUGGCGGAGGUUAUGAUCAAAGCGAUUCGUCCGCUGAACACCCUUUCCUUGCUCUAAAAAAGCUGCUCAGUAAUGGCCACUUCUAUUACAGUCUGGAUUUUGACCUCACACGUCGCCUGCAAGAUAGAGCCGAUGUUGACUCAGCAGUCGACAUAUCCAGCUUGGAUGAAGGUCUUCUCUGGAAUUCAUACAUGAUCGACCCACUUCUCAAAUUCCGAAGCCGCCUCGCUGACCAUGAACGAACUGCACUUGAUCACUCCCGGCUCUUGACUUCAGUGAUCCGCGGUUUCGUCAAGAGUCUUCCUGUCCCGCCAUCCUCGAAUCCCAUUCGCGGGGCGACGUCCGGCGUCCCAGCUACACUUACCAUAAUAUCCCGCCUUUCCUCUCGUCGAGCCGGGACUCGCUUUAAUUCUCGUGGUGUUGACGAUAACGGUAAUGUGGCAAACUUUGUGGAGACAGAGACCAUCUUCUAUACACCCUCCUCAGGCCUAUGCUUCAGUUACACUCAUAUUAGAGGCAGUAUUCCCAUAUUCUGGGAGAGCUCGUCCUCCCUAAUUCCGGGACAGCAGAAAAUCCAGAUCACCCGCUCUCCGGAAGCCACUCAACCUGCAUUUGACAAACACUUCUCCGCGCUCGAACGAACAUACGGAGCGGUGCAUAUCGUCAACCUACUAUCUGCAUUCAAGUCUGGUGAGGUCGAACUCACGGAGCGGUAUCGGUACCAUGUCAAGCGAAGUCCCUUACGACGACAUGAAGAGGGUGAAGAGGAAGAGCACAAUCUGCUCAGGGAAACAGAGUUUGACUUCCAUGAACGCACGAAAGGCGCGACGGGAUACGAAGGGGCUAGAGCUAUCAGGCCUUAUCUCGCCUCUAGCGCGGAAAGUUUCGUUUAUUUCCUCAGUGAAGAAGUGAACGAGGAGACUAUCGUGCAGGGGAAGCGCAUGAUGACAAAACGGUCAGUCGUGAUAAUGCAGCAGAAUGGGGUGUUCAGAGUGAACUGUUUGGACUGUCUUGAUAGAACGAAUCUGAUCCAAGGCAUGGUGAGUCAAAUGGCUCUUGAGUUGUUCCUGGACCAUCGAGGCGAGAAAGCGAACUCGGAUUUCUGGAUGCGGCAUUCUACCUUGUGGGCUGACAACGGAGACACUUUGAGCAAAAUCUACGCAGGUACGGGGGCGUUGAAAAGUUCGUUCACAAGGCACGGGAAGAUGAGUCUCGCUGGAGCCAUUGCAGAUGCAAGAAAGUCAGCAACAAGACUGUAUGUGAAUCAUUUCGAGGACAAGAACAGGCAAAACACGGUGGACUUGUUAUUAGGAAGGUUGGUAGGACAAAACAGUGUAGAUCUGUUUGAUCCGAUCAAUGACUGGGUGGUUUCGGAGGUUGGAAGAAGAAGGGCUGAGUUCGAAACGCGAGACACUGUGAAGCUAGGCGUUGGAACGUACAAUCUCAACGGAAAGAUCAGUGGGGCACAAGAAGAUCUCAGUCCAUGGCUGAAGGCUCGUGAGAUGGGACUGGACAUAUUUGUGGUGGGCUUCCAGGAAAUUGUCGAGUUGAGUCCUCAGCAAAUUAUGAGCACGGACCCGAACAGACGCAUGAUGUGGGAAAGAACCGUGAAAGCGUGUCUCAAUGGUCAAACACAAGAUCAAGACAGUGAGAAACGAUACCCAUCUACUGACAGGAUCAAGGAAGACGAUUAUGUGUUGCUGCGGAGUGGGCAAUUGGUCGGGGCGGCGCUGCUCGUCUUUGUCAAGUCGAGCAUUCUCAACCGCAUCAAAAACGUCGAAGGUGCGAUCAAGAAGACGGGCAUGAGUGGAAUUGCUGGAAACAAGGGAGCGGUGGCGAUACGGAUGGAUAUCGAAAGUACGAGCGUUUGUUUCGUCACAGCACAUUUGGCUGCAGGAUUCGCGAAUUACGAGGAACGAAAUCGAGACUAUCAAACCAUCACGUCUGGCCUGAGGUUCCAAAGGAACAGGAGUAUCGAAGACCACGAGGUCGUUGUUUGGGCAGGUGACUUCAACUACAGGAUCGGUCUUGGGUACGAGAAAGUCAAGGCGCUAGUCAAUGAGGCAAUCAUUGGCAACGAAAAGGUUCGCGAGGAAGCAUUGGGGAAGCUGUACGAAAAUGACCAGUUGAACAUCCAGAUGGUGGUGGGCAACUGCUUUAAUUUCUACCGCGAAGGGAGAGUCAGGUUUCUACCUACGUAUAAGUACGAUAUCGGGAAGGACGACUUCGAUUCGAGCGACAAACAACGCAUACCAGCAUGGACAGAUCGGAUCCUUUGGAAAGUCAACCACAAAGGUGCGCAAGGGGGGGAGAUUCUGGGCACACAGAUGCGGCAACUGGAGUAUGACAGCGUGAUGAAACUCAAGUUCAGCGAUCAUCGGCCAGUCUACGCCGUGUUUGAAAUGGGCAUCUUGGUAGUGGACGAGAGCAAGAAGGACGAACUCACAAGACGGUUGUACAGCAAGCGAGCCCAAGAAAUGAAAGCCAAAAUCGCCGCGGCAAGAGAGUCUACGGAGGGGCUAUCGGUCUCUGAUACCAUCGACGGCAGUGAUGAAGAUGAGCUGGAGAGUCUAAGCGGAUACAGGAGCAUUCAAGAGGGCCUGCCACCAGCCAGCAGCGACAAAAGGAAGUGGUGGCUGGACGGAGAGAAGAGAGUCCGUAGUACGCUGAAACCACCGAACGACAGGAUGAUAUUGAAUCGGGAUCGGCCCGCAAACCCUUGGAAGGAAAAGGAUGGGGCGGAGGACGACUGGGUGAAAAUCGAAAGGCCACAGAAGCCCGAAGCACCGCCAUCGAGAGGGACGAGAAGAAUGGUCCCGCCUGUGUGGGAAGGGGAGCGGAAUGUGUCAUCCGGAACCACCAAGCCGGGGACGGAGACGGCGCGAGACGCUGUACCGCCAGCGCCACCGCCGAGAGGUGUUUCGGCAGCGAGGACACGAGCUGCUGGGACGUCGGGUGCGGCGUCUUCGCCAGAUACAUCAGAGUCGGGUCGAGCGUCACCGCAAGUGCCUAUAAGAGCAUCUUCGACGACGACGAAGAAGCCGCCGCCUCCGAAACCCGUCAAGCCGUCGACGCUGACAACGUCGUCAGGUCAGGUGGCUGUGCCGCAGUUGAGUUCUCUCCCUGCACCAGUACUGGCCCGCCUCGCGGAUCUGUCGAGGGACAAUGUGGUUAUUUCGCCGGAACCAAUGGGGAGACCACAGGGGGAUGGAGACCAAAAAGAACGACCACCUCCUCUACCUCGAAGGACGGGUACAAUGAGUUCGACGGCGUCUUUCGUCAGUGCGCCAGACAUGGCAAGUACGAGUUCAGACGGUGGUGGUCGGAGGAAUAGUCUACAAUUACAGCAAUCACAAGGACAGGCACCUCCGCCACCUCCGAGGAGGGACGGAUCUACGGCAGCAGCAUUGCCCGCACCCGUGCGGAAAUUGACCCCGUUGCAGCAGUACCAAGAGCGAGUUCGACAGGGGAGUGGUGGAUUUGACCCCGGUGGUGGGAGUAGCAGUAGCAAUGGGUCGUCGGCGCGGUUGCAGAGUAGUAGAUCGGACGGAGCCACUGAACAGGCUGGUCCCCGUCUACCGCCGCGACGGAGUGGUACGGGCAGUGUCAAUGGUAACAAUGCAGGACUAAUGGACCGUGAUGGCGAUGAUGGCAAUGGUGAUCGGAAAGGUGGGAGCGUUCUAGACGAUCGGUAUAAACCUCUUAUACCUGGGCGAUGA
Messenger RNA from Exophiala spinifera, 4173 nucleotides. RefSeq lists its product as uncharacterized. NCBI's taxonomy places the organism in Eukaryota, Fungi, Ascomycota, Eurotiomycetes, Chaetothyriales, Herpotrichiellaceae. Gene Ontology annotation, molecular function: phosphatidylinositol-4,5-bisphosphate 5-phosphatase activity; phosphatidylinositol-3,5-bisphosphate 5-phosphatase activity. The record is from RefSeq and is a predicted model, not a curated record. Bases 1 to 4173 code for a protein of 1390 amino acids. The transcript has 3 exons. Gene Ontology annotation, biological process: phosphatidylinositol dephosphorylation. Gene Ontology annotation, cellular component: membrane; cytoplasm.